AUGUCAUUACUUGAUCAAAAUUGGGGUGGUAUUAGUAAUAUUGAUGAUGAAACAUUAGAUGAUAAUCAUUCUGGAAGACAAAUUUUAACAACACGUGAUGGUACAUUAAUGUUAAUUGAAUGUACUGAUGAAAUGUUUGAAUUAUUAUCUAAUACAAUGAAAACAAAUUCAUCAAUUGAUGAUAAUAAUGAUGAUAAUGAAUUACAAACUGGUUUUCAAUUAGUUAUACGUGCAUGUCAACGUUUUUAUCAAUCAAAAAUUAUCUCAAAUGAUAAAGAUCUUAGUGGUAUUAUAUUAUAUGGAACAGAAAAAAAUAAAAAUUCAUUUGAUUUUAAUCAUAUUUAUAUACUUCAUGAUUUAGCACAACCAUCAGCUGAACGUAUAAUACAAUUAGAAAAUUUAUCAAAUAAAGAUACAUAUAAAAAAACUUAUAAUGAUCUAUUUGGUUUAACAUUAUCAAAAAAUUAUUCAUUAAAUGAAGCAUUAUGGACAUGUUCAAAUUUAUUUGCAAAUUCACCACAACGUUUAACAAUAAAACGUAUAUUUAUAUUUACAUGUAAUGAUCGACCACAUGGAACAAAUAUAAUAUUAGAACGACAAGCUAAACAACGUGCUAAAGAUUUAAAUGAUGUUGGUAUACAAGUUGAAGUAUUUCCUAUAUUAACUGAAACAAUAAAAAAAUUUGAUUAUAAAAAAUUUUUUCAAGAUAUUUUAAUGUUAAGUGAUGAUGAACUUGAAUUAAGAAAUAAUCAAUCACCAACAGGAAGAUUAAAUGAAUUAUUAAAACUUGUUUAUUCAAAAGAACAUAAAAAACGUGCUUAUUGUACAGUACCAUUAUCAUUAGGAAAAACUUCUGAUGGAACAUCAUUACAACUUUCUGUAUCAGUUUAUAAUAUGGUUCGUCCUUGUCCAAAACCGACUAAAAUUAAAUUAGAUAUGAAAACAAAUAUGGAAACAAAACUUGUUACAAAACAUUAUCUUCCUGAAACUGCUGAAAUUCUUAUGCCAUCUGAUAUACAAUAUGGUAUUGAUGUAUCUAAUCGUCGUGUAUUAUUUGAUGCUGAUGAAAUAAAAGCAAUAAAAAAAUUUACUAAUCCCGGUUUUGAAAUACUUGGUUUUAAAAAUCUUUCUUGUUUAUUACCACAUCAUUAUGUUAAACCUGGUCAUUUUAUAUAUCCCGAUGAAAAAUAUAUUGAAGGAAGUUCAUGUUUAUUUAAUAGUUUAUUAAAAAAAUGUUUAGAAAAAAAUAUGUUUAUUCUAUGUCAAUUUACAGCAAGACGAAAUACACCACCACGUCUUGUUGCACUUAUUCCACAAGCUGAAGAAAUAAAUAAAAAAGAUCCAAAUGAACGUUUAGCAUCAAAUGGUUUUCAUGUAUAUUAUUUACCAUAUGCUGAUGAUAUACGAACAUUACCAAAGAAUGAUACAGCACGUUUAACAGAUGAUAAAGUUGAUUUAUUUAAAAAUAUUAUACGUAAUUUAAAAUUUAAAUAUCGUCCAGAAAAAUUUGAAAAUCCAGCAUUACAAACAUUAUGGAGAAAUAUUGAAGCAACAGCAUUAAAUAAAAAUAAACCAGAAGAAUUUAUUGAUUUAACAAUACCAAAUAUUGAAAAUCAAAAUAAAAAAAUAGUUGAAUAUAUUGAUGAAAUUAAACAAACAAUUUUUCCACCGGAUUAUGUUAUGGGUAUUACUAAAAGAUCAGCAACUAAACGAAAGGCUGAAACAGCUGCUACAUCAACAAGUUCAAAAAAGACCAAAACAGACGAUAAUAUCGAUGUUGAAGCUGCUGCACGCAAUAAUUUAUUAACUAAAUUAACUAUACCAAUACUUAAAAAUUAUUGUAAAGAACAAAAUUUAAAAGCAUCCGGAACGAAAAAACAAGAUUUAAUUGAUAUUAUUCUACAACAUCUUGCUAUAAAUUGA
This is a messenger RNA of Rotaria sp. Silwood1, 1923 nucleotides long. Lineage: Eukaryota; Metazoa; Rotifera; Eurotatoria; Philodinida; Philodinidae. The record is from the annotation of a GenBank genome assembly.